AUGUCGACAGACACAACAGCAAUAGGAAAUCUUAAUAAUGAAACGACGAAUACUCGUCGUGUUGAACCACCUGUUAAUGUUUAUGUACGUAUUCGACCAUUUAUUGGCGAUGAACUUGCUCGUGGUGAAAGUCAAAAUAUGCUUUGUAUUCGUGAUGAAAAACGUAUUGCUGUUAAACUUUAUCCAACAGCAACAAAUAAUAUCCGACCAGCACAAACAUCGUAUAAUGAAUAUGAGGUCACUAGAAUAUUUGAUCAUAAUUGUACACAACAAGAACUUUUUGAACAAAUUCUUGAACAACCGACUGAUGAAAUAUUUACUGGUUCUAAUUGGCUUUUAUGUACACUUGGUCUUACGAAUAGUGGUAAAACUCAUACAAUGUUUGGUACACCAAAAGAUCCUGGUCUUAUUCCUCAAUGUUUACAACGUAUAUUUUUACAUAUUGGUUAUAAUAUUGAUGCGAAAGUUUUAUAUAAACCUGAUGGUUUAGAAAAUUUAGUACAAACAAAUAUGAAUAAUCUUCAAGAUGAAAUCAAUUAUCGUAAAUAUAUAUUUAAAGAUGAUAAAGAUGAUUAUCGCCGAAAUCAUUUACAAAAUAUUGUUCAAGAUCAACCAUCAAUUCUUGAUGAUCAUUCAGUUGAAGAUGAACAUUAUUCUGUCUGGAUAUCAUUUUUUGAAUUAUAUAAUGAAAAUGUAUUUGAUUUACUUAUUAAACCAAGUGCAAUGAAAAAACGUAAACCAUUACGUUUAAUGCAAAAUAAUGAAUCAACAAUUAUAAAAGAUCUUGUACAAAUUCCAGUUUUUGAUUUAAAAGAAGCUGAAGAUACAAUUCGAUUUGGUUAUUCAAAUCGUGCAACAUCAAAAACAGAUUUAAAUGAAGCAUCAUCACGUUCACAUGCUGUACUUUGUAUUACAUUAAUUACAUUUGAUGAAUUUGAAGAAGAACCGACAAUGAGUCAUAUGUGUAAGUUUAGUUUUAAAAA
Molecule: messenger RNA, 983 nt
Organism: Rotaria sordida
Lineage: Eukaryota; Metazoa; Rotifera; Eurotatoria; Philodinida; Philodinidae
Source: the annotation of a GenBank genome assembly